Molecule: messenger RNA, 1765 nt
Organism: Pyricularia oryzae 70-15
Lineage: Eukaryota; Fungi; Ascomycota; Sordariomycetes; Magnaporthales; Pyriculariaceae
Product: solute carrier family 25 member 33
Exons: 2
Coding region: 145-1215 (356 amino acids)
Biological process (GO): folate import into mitochondrion; nucleotide transport
Cellular component (GO): mitochondrion
Molecular function (GO): folic acid transmembrane transporter activity; FAD transmembrane transporter activity
Source: RefSeq, a predicted model, not a curated record
GUCUUCGCCAAAUUACUUUCAUCUCAAUAAAAACUACAAAAAACCGCCACUCUUUAUUCCAUUCAUCAGACAACAAAAAACUAACACGAUGACGAACUUGCAAGGCGUCUUCAACAAGGGACAGUAGAAAAAAGAGGUGUAUUAAUGGUCGCGGCCAACAGUGUAGGUCGAGAUGGCCUCUCACCUGCCAUGGUCGAGACUGUCGCCGGCCUCUCCGCCGGCACGGCCGCAACGCUCGCCGUGCACCCUCUAGACAUUGUAAAGACGCGCAUGCAGAUCCAUCGCAGCAAUGCAGCCGCGGCAGCAUCGGCGUCAUCGAAACCAGGCCUCGCACAGCAACCACCGCCGCUCAGAGCCGUGGCCGUGCUCAGGAGCCUGGUGCAGACCGAGAAGCCCAUCGCCGCUCUGUACCGAGGGCUGACGCCCAACCUCGUCGGCAACGCCACCAGCUGGGCCUCGUUCUUCUUCUUCAAGAAGCGCUGCGAGCAGGCCAUCCUGUCGCUCAAGAAGCCGCAGCCCGCCGCGGACGGGAGCCUUGUCGUCAAUGAUGGUGACAAGUACGACGACGGCAGCGCCAGGCUCACACCCCAAGACUACUUCGUCAGCUCCGCCGCCGCCGGUGCCGCCGUACAGGUGCUCACCAACCCCGUCUGGGUCCUCAAGACGCGCAUGCUCUCGUCCGAUCGUGGCUCCGUCGGCGCGUACCCCAGCAUGUGGGUCGGCGCCACUCGGGUCUGGCGCGAGGAUGGUCCGCGCGGAUUCUACCGCGGCCUGGGCAUCAGCCUGCUCGGGGUCAGUCACGGCGCCGUCCAGUUCGCCGUGUACGAACCGGCCAAGAGGCUAUACGUUGUGUGGAGGAGUCGGGGACGGCAGCACGAUGCUGCAUCAGCAGCAAAACCAGCAGCAGGAGGCUCCGUCAUGACCAACGAGGCUACCUUGGUCAUCUCGACGGCGGCCAAACUCUUUGCCAAUGCCGUCACGUACCCGUACCAGGUCCUGCGCAGCAGGCUGCAGAACUACGACGCCGAGAACCAGUUCGGCCGCGGUAUCGUCGGGGCCGCUACGCGGCUGUGGCGGGAGGAGGGCGUCAGGGGUUUCUACCGUGGGCUGGUCCCGGGCGUCGUGCGAGUCCUGCCCGCCACCUGGGUCACCUUCCUCGUCUACGAGAACACCAAAUACUACCUGCCAAGAUGGACUGCAGGGAGCCAGGCAUAAGGGUCUACCUUGGGGGUCUUUUCUUUGGGUUUGACCGUGUGGCUCCCCUCGCACCUCUGUCUCUUCCACUCCAAGGUAUUAUCACUCUUCGUCUGCUUCUCUUCCUAUCUCUAUCUAUUCUUUGCCUAUAUUUGCCUACUCGGAACACAAUAGAGUGGCGCAUCAAACAAGUGGCGUGCAUUUUCACACAUGUUCCGGAGCCUCGAACCAAACGACAGCGGAACACACCCCUUUGGACCCUUAUCUAGCUUUCCAGGGCAUUAUGGGUCUUUUAGGGCUCUUGGGCGGUCUGGGGAAGCCGAUGGGGUUUACUCGAACCUCGUGGUCUAGAUCGACAGUAGCAACUUGUUCUUCCAUGGUUGCUAUAACACGGUAGCAGAUCGGUAGGGGUUCCGGGGGGUCAUGAAAAAAAAGAAGGACCGAGAGGCAUCUCCCCGGCCUUGAAUAAUUGGACGAAAGGGUUACUCGGCUCAGUGCGCAUGGCCCCCAUCACAUUAGAAGGUGGUUUGUAUGAAACAUAGAGCGCAAGCUUCAAUCUUUUACGUCCAUA